Galleria mellonella (greater wax moth) is the source of this 1536-nucleotide messenger RNA. RefSeq lists its product as uncharacterized. Bases 307 to 1389 code for a protein of 360 amino acids. NCBI's taxonomy places the organism in Eukaryota, Metazoa, Arthropoda, Insecta, Lepidoptera, Pyralidae. The transcript has 10 exons. The record is from RefSeq and is a predicted model, not a curated record.
AGUGCUUUCGCGUACUCCGGCUGCGUCGCUACACGUAUUGCGGUCGCGUUCGCGUAUUCAUAUUUACGAACAUGUUUUAACGUGUGACAAAUUUCUAGUGAUCCGUUCUAGUGUUAAUGUGCUGUGAUUUGUGAUACAGUGUUUUGUUUAUGAGGUGUAAAGAAGAUGAUAAUGUAUUCUACGAAUAGACUGUGGUGGGAGUAACACAUUUUAUUAUUCUGUGAAAAAAGUUUUUGAUUUGACUGGUGAAAGUGACGGCAUUAUGGUGGACGUGUAGUUUGAGCUGAAGAUAGAAAGAGAUAGACAAUGGGAGGUUUUAAUUUUGUAAAGGUGCUCGGCUUCGUCCUUCUGGGCUGGAUUUCUGAGACAAAAGCCCUCAAAGACGUCCAGCUGAUAGCACCAUCUGCUGUUAAACUCGGGGACACGGUGCUUCUAGGCUGCAAAUGGACCUUAGAGGGCAAUGAGACCCUGUACAGUGUCAAAUGGUACAGAGGAAGGCAAGAGUUCUUCAGUUACCUCCCAAAGGAGUAUCCUUUCACGAGGAUCUUCGCGCAGCCGGGAAUAGACGUUGAUGUGUCGCGGUCAACGUCGCAGCAGGUUGUGUUGCGAGAGGCGACACGCGCUCUCGCCGGCCGCUAUCGCUGCGAAGUGUCAGCUGACGCGCCCUCGUUCCACACACAAGUUCGCUCGGCGUAUAUUCACGUCGUCGAGUUACCACCAGAAAAGCCGACCAUCAAAGCAGAGAAGGGCUGGUAUGCAUCGGGCGACUCCCUCCGAGCUAUGUGCACCUCACCGCCAGCAGAUCCGCCUGCUAACCUCACUUGGUUGCUCAAUGGACGUGACAUACAAGGAAAGCCGGUCAUCCAACAACGAAUUUUACCAAGUCCCGUGGUGUCCAUCGACGUGCCUCACAGUCAAGACCGAAGCACGGUCCCGCCAAUAGACGAGAAUAGCAACAUCAUAUUCAGUCCGUGGAAGGCGUUUGGACCCUUCGUUGACACAAUACAGGACGGUGAAUUGUUACCGAGUCAAGACACAUUGUUACUACCAACACCUAGAAAUCAAGAGAGUUCAUUAGACGAAGACGCCACGGAUCCAAUGCCUACUGCGGAAACGUCUAAUAAGGUGGCCUCAAUAAGCCAGCUCUCAUUCAUGGUUAGGCCAGACAGCUUCGAGAGAGGCCAGCUCCGUCUGACCUGCAUCUCGACUGUGCACAGCGUGUACAGCGAGCAGGCAGAGCUCGUCAUCAACGAGGAACGACCUCAGAUAGCUUCGGUGCUUGGCACGAGGGACCGAGCUGGGGGUCCGGUGGCUGCAUCGCUACUUCUGACGAUACUCUGCUGCAGUAUCACCGUCUGUGACAUCAUAUUAAGGCAAAUCCUACGAUGAUGUCGGGCCGCGGGCGAUACAGCUGUCAGACAAAACCCUCGGAGUAUCUGUAAAUAAGAUUUUUAAGUCAUAACUUGUAAGGGAAAUAUAGGAAAACAUUGUACAAUGCCGAACGUUGUAUGUGUCAGCAACUCAGAAGAUUAGGAU